AUGUCCGACGAAGAGGAUUACUACGGCGAUGAUGAUGAAUAUAUAUACUAUGACGAUGAACCGCUGGACGUUGUGGAUGAUUUAGCGGAACACACCAUGCACUCGCCCGUCUGGCAAGAAGACCCGAGAUAUGAGACAUUAGAUUAUUUCAGCGAUUGGGAUUAUUAUUCCGAUGACUUCUACGACGAGGACUCGUCCUUGAGAAAACCAAAUGUCCAACUUACGACAGCUUCAAACCUGGCCGAGGGUAUCCAGCCCUUGACUGUGUUUAAUUCUAAGAAAGGAACUCGACAGCGGAUCAAUACUAGACAUCAAAAUAAGAGAGGCACCAAUCCAAAAAUAAGUCAAAAACACCAGCAGUGGUAUCCUAAAGUUGUCUGGAAGUCCAGGCCAGUACUGCAUAAGCCGCCUUUGAUCGAUCCUUCCGAUGCGGAAACAGUUGCAUUAUUCGAAAACUGGCGAGAGACAUUCGGCGAAAAUCAGACAGGGGCUGCAAGCCCUGUGGAGGAAAACAAACCGGCUAAAAGGACAGGGAAGGAUCUGCGAACGAAGACUGCAAAAUCCGAACCGCCUCAGAAGACUAAGACCGCAAAAGAUGCUGAGUUGACGGAACAACCUAAUCGUGGAGAUGCUCUACCGCAACUUCAAAAUGGAAAAAACUGGACAACACGGAAACGCAAAGCAGCUGACAUCAACUCGGAUGAACGAAAAUCCAAGGCCCUCCGCUCAUCAACUAGUACCAACCUAAAAGAAAAUCUUGAAGACACACCUAGCAAGUCCACACGGAGUCGGAAAGCUGCUCGCCGGUGA
Molecule: messenger RNA, 810 nt
Organism: Xylona heveae TC161
Lineage: Eukaryota; Fungi; Ascomycota; Xylonomycetes; Xylonales; Xylonaceae
Exons: 2
Coding region: 1-810 (269 amino acids)
Source: RefSeq, a predicted model, not a curated record